Messenger RNA from Vitrella brassicaformis, 1759 nucleotides. The record is from the annotation of a GenBank genome assembly. Lineage: Eukaryota; Vitrellaceae.
CUUCAGAUCGAGCCCGGAGAACUCCUCUAUGAGAUGAAAAGCGAUGAAUGCCACCUCAUGGCCCCACUUAUCUGACGUCAUCAGCCUACGGUCGCAUAGCACACUCGUAAUUGCAGGGACGAAGUUGGCCUUGACCAGCCGUAGAUAGCGUUUGUCUGACUCACGGCCACCUAAUUCGAAUCCAUCUGAGCAGCAAACACAAUCAAAGGCACAGUACAUGACAAUCGAUCGAUCCAUCCAGUAUAGGUGCUUACACGUGAUGUUUGCCGGUAGUGAGAGGCCCAUCAUUACGUCCCAGUCAAACCUAGCUGCCUCGGGCCUCGUGGCGAUCAGUCUAGCGAUGGCAUCGAGUGUGUUGCUGUCGGCUGACAUUGUUGUUGCAAUCCUCUUAAGAGCUGCACAUACAAAGAAGGACAACCGAGAAGUGAGUGUCGGUUGCAGUUGAUUUUUUUCUCACCCACCACGUCUGCAUUGAACUCCCCACGCCGAUAUGUCGUCAGAUUCUUCGUCUACGUACUCAAGGAUGUGAACGAUGGAGCCGAGUAGACAUAGGGCUUUCCACUGGACGAGGUCAACGACUGCCCCGAUAGUAGAUGAUGUCAACGCACUCAGGAGGGGAUCGAUCUUGCUGGCAACAUGCAUCUGAAACGGCUGCUCGUACUCGUGAAGCUGACGAACAUGCGCACGAGAAUGCUCACAAACUGUUACUCAAAACAGCAAACAAAACAAAAACAGCUUCAUGUGGUGUGUGCAGAGUAGUGAUGUCUCUGUCUUGUGAUGCCCUGAUCUCCCCACUCAUUCCCUCUUACCAACACGCUCGCCAUCCUCGUUUGCAAGCGGGAAGUUCAUCACGAGUGUCUCCAUAAUGCAUCCCAUUAAAGGUCUGCCAUCGAACACCGGCGUCGCCUCGUUUAGCACGAUAUCCACAAGUACGCCAAAGAGACGCAUCCAAUAGGAUGGAGGGCUCGCCCUGCUGCAGAGCGACCUCAAGAAGGCAGCAGCUGCUCGUCCAGCCCCGUCAGCAUCACCCAUCAUUCUCACAACAGCCUCAGCUUGAUCGAUGACAGAUCCAUGCUCCGAAAUGAGUAUCUCGCGAUAAGUGUCCAGACGCUCGGCCCAUGCAGCGCUGGCCAUGAAGUGAGGCAUGAAGAGGCUGGCGAGAUAUAUGAAAGCACGGUUGAGGACUGUUGGAUGCGACGAUGAGGUAAGCACCCUCUCCAUAGUGACAAAUAGUCGACUUGCUUUUUCUCGGCCGAUACGGAAGGCACAUCCGCAUUGCGAGAGAGUCAACAAGAGGCGCGAAGCGGCGAUGUUAAUGCCGUCCGGCGUCCACCCGGACUCAUCUUCGAGGCUCUCAGCCAGGCAGUAAGCGAGGGUCUUCAAGCGAGCCGAUGCCUCCGUCAGCAGUCUGCGCACGACCUCAGGUCUUUGGGACUCAUCAUCAAUGUCUUCUGGAAGCACCCGGUCCAGCAGGUUCGAGAGGUUGUGGAUACGCUCGCUUUUGAUGAUUGCAGAAGUGACGGUAGAAGUGCCGCUGGGACGGAAUAGCCGGAUAAGAUUAUCCACAGCCCCUCUCAGCUCAUCAAGCGUGACGUCGUUUGUGUCCCCACGGCCGGCGGGGGUUGCACUGUGAGAUGCGGCUGCACUUGCUUGACUUCCGCUGCUCAUGCUGACUGCAGCUUCCUCAAGUUUAGCUCACAGCAGCAGAAUCAACACACCGUCUCACCAAGCAGCAGCACCAUCUCGUGUUCUUCCCGAC